This is a messenger RNA of Colletotrichum siamense, 1485 nucleotides long. RefSeq names its product Monoamine oxidase N (gene maoN-1). The transcript is spliced from 2 exons. The record is from RefSeq and is a predicted model, not a curated record. The coding region runs from base 1 to 1485 and encodes 494 amino acids. Gene Ontology annotation, molecular function: oxidoreductase activity. NCBI's taxonomy places the organism in Eukaryota, Fungi, Ascomycota, Sordariomycetes, Glomerellales, Glomerellaceae.
AUGAUCGACAAAACUGCCGAAAUGUCUCGCUCUCGCGAUGGGUUCGUCUGGACCCCCCAAUCUGGGUUCUCAUAUGGUCUUCGGACUCCAGCUGUCGUCUCAUCCACCCCACACGGCGAACUAUCCGACAAAUACGAUGUAAUCGUUAUUGGAGCUGGUUUCGCAGGCUUAUCAGCAGCCCGGGAUCUUGCAUUUGCUGGUAAGAGUGUCUUGCUCGUCGAGGCUCGCGAUCGCAUUGGUGGUCGCACGUGGACCGCAUACAGCGAAAAGGGAGAGUCGUACGAGAUGGGCGGGACUUGGAUCCACUGGCAACAACCACACGUCUUUGCAGAAGUUCAGCGAUACGGUCUCGAUGACUUUAUUGAAACCAAUGCUGUCCCGGAAGGGUGUACCAUCUACUCAAAAGCAAACGCCACUGACCCAGUUAUCUCACGAAACUUACAAGAGGCGGACAAGACUCUCGCCAAGAUUGAGAUGCUCAUGGCACGACUGUUAGAUGUCGAUGGGAAAGGCGGCCGCACUGUCAUCCCUUUCCCAUUCGAUACCCGGAGCAGCAUGCAGAACAACACGCUGUAUUCGCAAAUCGACGAGCUUAGCAUCAAGGACAGAGUUGCCCAGAUGACGGACUUAUCACAAGAGGAACGGAUUAUGAUCGAGGCCCACGCGUCUUCUUUCUUCGGGAUACCUUCGAACGACGCGGCAUUUUCGGCGGUGCUCUAUACGUAUGCUCUUUGCAGCUUCGAUCCGAAGACGACCGAAGAUGCAAUCAUGAGGUACAAGCUCAGCAAGGGCACAACUUCACUAGCCCUGGCUAUCCUGAAUGAUUUCAAAGGUCAUCGGAUCUUCUACUCGCUGGUCAAGUCCAUCUCUCAAACGGAUGAGCCGUACGGCGUGAGUGUGACGCUAGAGUCUGGGAAGGAGUUCAACUCUAAAGCCGUCAUCACAACCAUCCCGAUGACCGUCCUCUCGAGAACCGAGUUCAACCCGCCACUGUCUUUCUUGCGCCAAGCUGCGUUCAAGGAAGGUGUCGUGCCAACCAAGAUGGGCAAGCUUCUUGCCACAACUUCGACAAAUCUUCCCGGCGGUUACAACAUCGUAUGCGACGGCGGAAGUCUGCCUUUUGCCAGUGCUUUCGCCGACGGCACGAGGAACGGUGAGCCGCUGCUCACAUUCCUCACCCAUCCUGGACACAAGCUGGACUCUGACGAGGAGAAGUUGCGUCUGAUUGAGACGUUGCAUCCUCAGGGGCUGACACUUACGUCUGCCAGAGCUCACCUGUGGUCAGAGGAUCCUCUUGCAGGGGGAAUCAUGCCUGUGAGGAAGGCCGGAUUUCUCAGAAAGUAUUAUGAAGAGGCUCACAGGCCGCAUGGAAGGGUCUAUUUCUGUGGUUCCGACUUUGCUGACGGGUGGCGAGGGUUUAUCUCUGGUGCUUUCGAGAGCUCUUAUCGUGUCACAAGGGAGGUUUUGCAGCACUUGAACGAGUAG